Pseudonaja textilis is the source of this 2596-nucleotide messenger RNA. RefSeq names its product armadillo repeat containing 6 (gene ARMC6). The record is from RefSeq and is a predicted model, not a curated record. Lineage: Eukaryota; Metazoa; Chordata; Lepidosauria; Squamata; Elapidae. Gene Ontology annotation, molecular function: protein binding. Gene Ontology annotation, biological process: hematopoietic progenitor cell differentiation.
CAAAAAGAACGCGUCGCCGCAGUCUCUGCCCUUAACGCCUCUUUGUUUUGUCUUUUUUUUUUUUUGCGUACCGCUGGCUUUUGGCUUCCCGGGAGCAACGCCGGGGUCGUCGCGAGCGUGGACGAGGGGUCGGAGCAGGCCAACAUGGCAGCCAAGCGGAUUUCCCAAGAGACAUUUGAUGAUGUGGUACAGGAAAAUAUCAUUGAGUUUGGAAUGGAUCCGGAAGAGGCAUUGAAUGAAGCCAUCCAGCAGUUUGAAUCUCAAGGCGUAGAUUUAAGCAAUAUAGUAAAGAUUGUACCCAGUCCAGCUUCAGAGAAUGGUCAAGAACAGAAGCACAUGGUUUUACAGAUAUUGGACUGUCUCCAGAAAGCCGUCAUCGAUGCAGAUUCGAGCAAGGUGGACGAAUCUUUGGUGAACUUUGCCAGGCAGUGCAGGCAGGAGCUGUCGGUCCGUUACCUGGCUGCCCAGAAAGGUGCCUACCCUGCAGUCCUGGCUGCUUGUCGGCUGGCAUCGGAAGAGCGAUGCUCCCUUUUAAAAGCCCUCCAAGCCCUCUCUGCCCUCCUGGAGGGCCAGCCUGACAUCCUCGAUGUGCCCGGGCAGGAGCUCUUGCUGCGGGUGCUCCAGGAGAGCCGAGAUGACGCUGACCUGACUUUGGCUGGCGUCCGUUGCAUCCGAUAUGCGUGCCUGAAACACGAGCAGAAUCGUCAGGAUCUUGUGAAAGGGGGCAUCCUUGCCCUACUCUCUGAGGCUAUAGUCCGGCACGGAGACCGGGCAGACGUGGUCCGGGAGGCUUGUUCAGGGCUGCGCAUCAUGACCUUUGACGAUGACAUCCGGGUGCCCUUCGGCCAUGCCCAUGACCAUGCCAGGAUGAUUGUGGCUGAGCAUAACGGCUUGGGCAUCCUGAUAGAGGCAGCCAAAGCCUUCACUGAUGACUGUAGUGUUUUGAGUGAAAUCUGUGCCACUCUGGCACGCCUGUCUGUCCGGAAUGAAUUUUGCCAGGAGAUCAUGGACCUUGGAGGCUUAAACUUCAUAGUGGCACUGUUGGCGGACUGCAUUGAUCAUCAGGAACUGGUGAAACAGGUGCUCAGUGCCAUCCGGGCCAUUGCAGGCAACGAUGAUGUCAAAGAUGCCAUUGUCAAUGCAGGAGGGACUGAUCUCAUUAUUUUGGCCAUGAGUCGCCAUCUUGGCAACCCGCAGGUGUGUGAACAGAGUUGUGCGGCAUUGUGUAUGCUAGCGUUGCGCAAGCCAGAGAACUGCCGAGUCAUCAUGGAAGGCGGGGGAGCCUUGGCAGCUUUGCAGGCCAUGAAGACGCACCCCAGGGAAGUUGCUGUGCAGAAGCAAGCUUGCAUGUUGAUUCGCAACUUGGUCUCGCAUACGCAGGACUUCUCCCAGCCCAUCCUGGAGAUGGGAGCUGAGGACUUGAUCACUGAAGCCCGAGAAGCCCAUCGGGACUGCGAUGACGUGGCCAAAGCCGCCUUGAGGGACCUGGGCUGCAAGGUGGAGCUGCGGGAACUCUGGACUGGCCAGAAAGGAAGCCUGGCCCGUUGAGGUCUCAAUCCCCCUCCACUGGGCAGCACCUGCGAAUGAGGAGUAGGAGAGGGAAGCAAAGAUUGGAAUAAAUCCAGACUGAGCAGUUGAGAGGGUGGGGAGGAAAGUGUAUUGAUGCCUUUGGAGUUGGAUAGGACUUAGUUGCUACAGCAGGAGGCCUGCGCUCCAUACUCUCUGGCCUUCAGCUUCUUGGCCCAGGCUGCCCUUUUGCCGUGUUGUGUUGGCAAUGUCCACGAAGCGGCCCUUCUCUCAUAAACAGGGUGGCAGUGCGGUGCCAACGAUGCCGCCCUGCAACAAUGCUUCCACGUUCAAGAACGGGAGACCCCUGCGGUGCGUGUGCGAAACUCUAGCGCCUGUACAAAUUGUCUCAAAAGAUUUUAGCAACAAAAGAGAGGGUGGAAGGAGCAGGUGGUGGGAGCUCAUGUUUUGCUACUGUCUCGGAAUACUUCCUUCUCCUGCCCUGCAGGUAUGUGUUACUCAACUAGGCCUUGGUUACUAUGACAACGGUUAAGCUUACCAGCUUCCUGCUGUAAUGCUUCCAUUUGUUUGAAUGUGCUGCCUGAAGUCCUGAUCUGUUUUUUGUCCUCAGCCAUUCCAGUUGUUUCUGUGUGUCAUCAUGCUGUUCAACCAAUGCAUGCUGCCUUUAUUUUUCUCUAAUUGCUCCUGCCCUCAAUUUUUUUUUUUAUAAUAGAAGUGUCACCUGAUUAAGGGCAAAAAAGGAGGUUGAAUAGUGUGGGAUCCUUGCAUUGUGCACUUCGUAAAUAUCUAUACUCCCUUUGAAUAUGUAUUCAAAUCAAAUUUCUAGCCCACGAGGGCUGUGGUUGGUGUGCACUCCAAGAGGUCAGAAAAGAAUGGCCUUUUAUUUAUUUAUUUUUCUCUUCCUUUUUCUGCCUUCCUCCCCUUGUGAUUAGUAAAAUCCAGGAUGAAUUAGUUCUCCAAAAUGGGACUAUUUAAAUAAACCAGUGUAAUUAAUGCAAGUGUUUAAACUUUCCUUGAUGUAGUUUUGGUUGCCUGUGGAAAAAUUGCCAGAUAUGUUAUAUAAAAAUAU